Messenger RNA from Osmerus eperlanus (European smelt), 2167 nucleotides. It is a transcript of the gene dnajb11, whose product is annotated as DnaJ heat shock protein family (Hsp40) member B11. Gene Ontology annotation, molecular function: misfolded protein binding. The transcript is spliced from 10 exons. The record is from RefSeq and is a predicted model, not a curated record. Gene Ontology annotation, cellular component: endoplasmic reticulum. Lineage: Eukaryota; Metazoa; Chordata; Actinopteri; Osmeriformes; Osmeridae. The coding region runs from base 100 to 1182 and encodes 360 amino acids. Gene Ontology annotation, biological process: protein folding; protein maturation.
GCGGGCGCUCCGCUGACAGAAGGAAGCUGAGUGACAGCAGGGAAGCAAUAUCAAAAAGCCGGGGUAUUCUCUUGGCCUUCUGAAGAAAUAUUCGAAUCUAUGGCUGUCAAAGGGAUGAAUUUGUGCAGUUUAUGCUGUAUUUUCUUGUGUUUUGUCUCGGCAGUGCUUGCAGGGCGAGACUUCUAUAAGAUCUUAGGAGUAAGUAAGUCUGCAACUGUUAAGGACAUAAAGAAGGCUUACAGAAAGCUGGCUCUUCAGCUUCACCCGGACAGAAAUCAGGACGACCCAGAAGCCGCAGAUAAGUUCGCAGACCUGGGGGCAGCCUAUGAGGUGCUUUCAGAUGAAGAGAAGAGGAAACAGUAUGAGAAAUAUGGAGAGGAUGGGCUGAAGGAAGGUCACCAGGGCUCUCACAAUGACAUUUUCUCCAGUUUCUUUGGCGAUUUUGGGUUCAUGUUUGGUGGGAACCGGCAACAACAGGACAGAAACAUCCCCAGGGGGAAUGACAUCAUCCUCGACCUGGAGGUCACACUUGAAGAGGUGUACUCUGGGAACUUUGUAGAGGUUGUCCGCAACAAGCCUAUUGCCAAGGAGGCCCCUGGGAAAAGGAAAUGCAACUGCAGACAGGAAAUGAGGACCACACAGCUUGGACCUGGCCGUUUCCAGAUGACCCAGGAAGUGGUCUGCGAUGAGUGCCCUAAUAUCAAGUUAGUAAAUGAGGAGAGGACUCUGGAGGUGGAGAUUGAGCAGGGGGUGAGAGAUGAGAUGGAGUACCCCUUCAUUGGAGAAGGUGAACCGCACAUUGAUGGAGAGCCUGGUGAUCUACGGUUCCGCAUCAAAGUCAUGAAGCACCCAGUGUUUGAGCGUCGAGGAGAUGACUUGUACACCAACGUCACUAUCUCUCUAGUGGAGGCCCUGGUGGGCUUUGAGAUGGUCAUCGCACAUCUGGACGGACACAAGGUGCACAUAGUGAGGGAUAAGAUCACCAAACCUGGCGCCCGGCUGUGGAAGAAGGGAGAGGGCCUCCCCAACUUUGACAACAACAACAUCCGUGGCUCCCUCAUCGUGUCCUUCGACGUGGACUUCCCCCAGCAGCAGCUGGACGAGCAGCAGAAAGACGGUGUGAGGAGUCUUCUGAAACAGGCGUCUGUACAGAAGGUGUACAAUGGCCUGCAGGGAUACUGACACAUCAAAAGACAGAGUGUGGACUGAUUGCUCUGUCUCCGACACACACACACACACACACUCUGAGCGAGCAGAGGCCAGGAGGCGGGGUUUUAUUUAUUUUGGGGGGACUUGUUCUCAGGAUGGGUUGAAUUUAUUUGUGGUUUUUCUCCUUUUAAAUGUCAUGCAUUCUAACAGUGGCAGAAUUUUCUAAAAUAAUAUUAAUUAGCAGAGUUUUUUUUUUAUUGCCUUAUUUUGUUUUUUCAAUUCUUAAAUGACUUUCAUUUUAGAGCAUUUAGAUAUUCACAUCAAAGAACCUUUAGUGUCCUGCACUGCUUCAAUCGCUAAGACUAUUACUUUCAGUGCUGCCUACCCACCUCAGUAAUGGCCUCUGUACAACAGCAAUCACUUCUGAUGGAUAUGGAUUUCGAUUAAUGCCCGGGAUCAAAUAAUUGACUUUCUAUUAAAUCCCAGAGGGCAUUCUUAGGCUCUUUGGAUAUUUCCCCAGGCAGUUAGAAUUAUUCACUGAUGAAAAAAUGUUGACGUGGUUCCCCAUUGUCACUAUUCUGUAAACAAGCCAAACAUGAAGUAUACAUUUUGUAUAUAUGGAAGGAAGAAACCAACUUUUUUCACAUUUAUGUACAGAUUUAAUGUUUUUCUCUCGGUAGUGGAAGGGGUUUGUAUGUUGUGUGUCUGCUUUAAGGCAACGGUAACCAGAGUUGACCUCUUCAGCCGCGCCACAGUGGAGUGACCUCAUCGUCCUCAUCAUCAUUAUCCAUCACCGGGGGUGUUGAAGUCCAUCCCUCUCCCUCCCAACGCUCAUGUCCCCUUGAGGCUGUCAUCCACCCCUUUGAAUCUGGCUCCUCCUCCCCAGCCUAGUCUCUGGACUGCUCCUCCUAACAGAAAGGGAUGAACUGUGAAUAAACUGGCCGAUUUUCCGGAGUGCUCUACUGGAAUAGACAAAUGUUACUUUUCAAUUGAAAAUUCAAUUAAAAGUUUAUAUGAA